Molecule: messenger RNA, 1477 nt
Organism: Phalaenopsis equestris
Lineage: Eukaryota; Viridiplantae; Streptophyta; Magnoliopsida; Asparagales; Orchidaceae
Product: type 2 DNA topoisomerase 6 subunit B-like
Exons: 13
Coding region: 26-1477 (483 amino acids)
Biological process (GO): reciprocal meiotic recombination; meiotic DNA double-strand break formation
Cellular component (GO): condensed chromosome
Molecular function (GO): protein-macromolecule adaptor activity
Source: RefSeq, a predicted model, not a curated record
CGCGAAAGCUCGCUGAUCCAAGUUCAUGGCGAACGAAUCUUCCGGUGUGCGGAAACUAUUUCAAAUUCUCAUCUCUUUGGCGAUUCAAAGAUGCCGGCUAUCUGGGAUCCUCUGCAGAUUGACGAUAUCGCUGAAAUGCUUCCGCGAGUUGGAAACCCCAUGCGUCCGUAUCUCGAUUUCGGACACGGGAGUUGGAAGCUGCUUGGAUGAGUUUCGAACAAUGGACUUUGGAGCUCAUCUUGUUCAAUGGGAUAAAUGGGAUGGAUUGCUUUUCAUCACUACAACAAGCAUCAAUGAAAAAGAUAUUCAUCACUACCGAUUAAAUUUACAAGAAGCAGUCUCUUCGAAGGUGAGGUUAAAAAGGCUUCCUUCCACAUCUAAACAUUUUGGCACCUUCAGUGGGACAGAGGUAUAUUUUUCAACUGAUGAAGACAAUAUUGAUGAGCUUGUGACAUGGGUUGUUCACUUUGUUCAAAAGAUGCUUGUGUUAAAAGUUCAGGAUAUUUUGGUUGAUCUUUCAAUUCAAAAUAUAGAUAAUCAGAGUUCUAGGCAUGAACAUUUUCUUCUGAAAACUGAAGAUCCUUUUUCUGCUUCUGGCCCACUUUUUGCUUCAAGUGUUGAAUCCAUGACUUCUGGCCUUGAAGACUAUAUUCUUAAGCAUAGAGGCAGUGAGGAAAUAGCUUGCUCUGUUAGAGGAGAAGAUAUGAAGGUUGGAAUGGGACAUGCAAGCCGUUUAAGAACUGCUAGAAAUGCGGGACAAGUUUUUGACGUGGCAAUUGUGAUAGUACCGGCAACGACAGUGCCUUGUUGUUCAAGGGCAAGUUCUCAAACCACAGAGGUGCUGUACUACCAAAAUUUUUCACCCACUUCAAUCUCCAAGUUUGCUUUGAGUUCAUUGGAAGGCAUAAAAUGGCAAGCUUAUGGUUUGAAAUUGAAGGAGAUUGUAGUUGACGGAGAUGGUCAGGCUGUGCUUCAGUGGGAGGAUUUACCAUUAGCUCACAUUGACAUUGCUAUUCAUAGCUUCUUCAUGAAUUGUCCUUCUCCAGAAGAUCAUCUUAAUGGCACGGUACUGCCAACAAGCCAAGAGACAACGGAUAUGAAGCUUCUCAGAAAAGCAGUUAAGACUGCACUUGAUGAUUUGAAGAACAAAUAUACAGAGCUUUUCCUCAGCUCGCAUUCUCGAAAGAUCCAGAAGCAUGCACCAGACCUUUCAAGAUCCAUUGCCAGUCUCAUAGCCUCAUCCAACGAUCAGGAAUUCCAAGCUGAAUGUGCAUCUCUUCUGGGCCUAAACUCAAAGGAUUCUGACACAAAGAUGUUACAGAUUUGCAUCCAAGAAAAGCUCAUGAAAAUUAUAAGCAUGAAUGAUUUGAAAAAGGGCAAGGGCGCGGGCGCGGCGGAUUUGGCUCCCAACCUCUUUGAAUGUGAGCCUUUGGAUUUGCAUCCAAGAAAAGCUCAUGAAAAUUAUAAGUAUGAAUGA